AGUUUGCCUUGCUGGGAAACUGACAGCAAGAUCAGCUGUGAGCAGACAUUGCAGAAAGGGGAGGGGCCUAAGACCGCCUGGACACGGGAGCUAACCAAUGACGGCGAGCUGAUUCUGACCAUGAGCGCAGACGACGUGAUCUGCACCCGAAUCUACAUACGAGAAUGAAUGAGAGACCCCCUCUCUCUCCAUCCCUCCAUCCUCCAUCCCUCUCUCUCCAUCCCUCCAUCCUCCAUCCUUCUCUCUCCAUCCCUCCAUCCUCCAUCCCUCUCUCUCCAUCCCUGCAUCCUCCAUCCCUCUCUCUCUCCGGGGCCACCUUGACCCCCAGCGCCCAAUCACCCUGAGCCCCAGGGAGGGAGAGCCCGUAGCCCCAGUCCCGACUGCACCAGUGUAUAUGCAUAAUACUGUAUACCAUAGCUUCAUUAUGCCACUAGUCUUGCCCUACAGUAUGUUUCACAUGUAGUCCUUAGUUCAUAGUCUUUGCACGCGGUAUUUUUAGCUUCCCUGAAGCUGUGACCCAUUUGGGGUUGUAAACAAAGUGUUGCGUAUAUGUUGUGUCACAUUUCUUGGAAGUCUGAUCGUCUGCAUGAGUACCAACUUAUCGCUGUGUUUCCAGAAGAGAUAGCGUGCGUGCGAGCGUCUGCAUGCAUGUACUUGUGCAUGUGUCCGUGUGCGCGUAUGUGUGUGUGAGUUUGUGUGUAUGCGUUUGCAUGCACAUCAUGUACUAUAUUUGUAGUUGUGUGUAAGCCAAUCUCUGAGCCCUUCUAAUCUUAGGUCAGUUGUGAUGUGUCCAUUAUCUUUGUUCCUGUCCUACCCACCCUUCCCCCUUCUUUUCUAUCAUAUUUUGUAUUUAUUUCUAUCCACUAGUCUCAUACAGCACCCUUAGGGUUUUUCACUUUGUGUCUCUUUUAUAAAAAAAAUGUAUCAGUGUAAGCAACACUCGAUGGAGGACAAUAAACUACAAUGUUGACUCACACAA
Molecule: messenger RNA, 979 nt
Organism: Gadus morhua (Atlantic cod)
Lineage: Eukaryota; Metazoa; Chordata; Actinopteri; Gadiformes; Gadidae
Gene: crabp2a
Product: cellular retinoic acid binding protein 2, a
Molecular function (GO): lipid binding
Source: RefSeq, a predicted model, not a curated record